GGUGGGAGGGAGGGAGGGAGGGAAGUGGGUGGAGGUGUGGUUGUAAGUGUUUGUACGUUCCUUGGCGGCGAGGGCUGAGUCUGACAUUUGGAACGUAGGGAGCAGAAGGAAUUGGGCUUCAACAGAAAGGCUACCAUCAAAAAUCAUCAUGUUGGUUCUUCUAGCCGGAAUCUUCCUCCUUCACCUCACCAGCAUCAUCCUCCUCCUAGUGGCAACUAUAGACAAUGCCUGGUGGAUGACAAAAACCGUGUCCACUGAUGUGUGGGCCAGGUGGAUACUGACCAAUGGAACCUGGAGCUCCAACGAUCUCCCCGGCCAGUACCCUCAAGAAUACCUCCAGGCAGUGCAGGCUAGCUCCAUUCUGGCCUGCAUAUUCUCUUCCCUUGGCCUGUUUGUGUUUGUGGGACAGCUCUUCACUCUGUCAAAGGGACAGAGAUUCACCUUCUCUGGCAUCUUCCAGCUCCUAGCCUGCCUGUGCAUCAUGAUCGCUGCCUCCAUCUACACAGACAUCUUUCACAAGAAUGAAUCGGAUGGUUGGUAUGGCCACUCCUUCAUUCUGGCCUGGAUCUCCUUUGCGUUCACCUUCAUCUCCAGUAUAAUCUACUUUGUCCUGCGAAAGAAGACAGCAAACUAGAAGCAGAAGACUAGCCCAAGGGACAGGCUCAAUAUCUUACGAUCUGAUCGUUUUUUGUACAAUUAGGUAUGGAUAUGAGUGUGGGAUACAAAAGGGGAGAGUUGUUAUCCACAGAUUUUCAUCCAUGUAUCUUUGGUUCCCACUGAAGUGUGUCUAAACAUAUGGAUUUACAUCGUUAUAACCUACCUGUCCUGCCCACAUAGUAAUAACCUACCUGUCCUGCCAACAUAGUAAUAACCUACCUGUCCUGCCCACAUAGUAAUAACCUACCUGUCCUGCCCACAUAGUAAUAACCUACCUGUCCUGCCCACAUAGUAAUAACCUACCUGUCCUGCCCACAUAGUAAUAACUUACCUGUCCUGCCCACAUAGUAAUAACCUACCUGUCCUGCCCACAUAGUAAUAACUUACCUGUCCUGCCCACAUAGUAAUAACUUACCUGUCCUGCCCACAUGGUAAUAACUUACCUGUCCUGCCCACAUAGUUAUAACCUACCUGUCCUGCCCACAUAGUUAUAACCUACCUGUCCUGCCCACAUAGUUUUAACCUACCUGUCCUGCCCACAUAGUAAUAACCUACCUGUCCUGCCCACAUAGUAAUAACCUACCUGUCCUGCCCACAUAUUACCAAGUCCAUGUUUAGUUUUCAAUAUAAAGUGGGACAACAUUUUCAAAGUUAAUGAAACUUUUACAGCCCUCAUAUAUUCGUUGGAGGUAUAGGGGAGUCAGAGAGUUUUGACCGACAGUAUCUCAUUAUUUCAGAAUCAUAGUCCUGAACUAUUCUUGCUUACAUUUGAUUUAUUUCUCAAUUAGGCUCAGAAUAAAACAAGGCCAAAACACUCAAAACCAAAUAGAAGGAUGAAUUGACUAGUGUCGCAAACAGAAUCCAAUUUCGGAAACUGUCAACGAUCAUUACCCCGUUUGACUUACAGCCCUACUGUAGUGUGCUGAAUAAGACAAAGAAUAUAAUGUAUUUGCCAAUGUCCAUACAUGGAAUGGAAUAUUAGUACUAACCUCACUGCUAACUGGACCCUCCCCUUUUUAGUUAUGUAAUUAUCUUAUGCUUUGUACUGUGAGUCUUAUUGUGUAGGUUAACUUCCGUUUGUCUGAAUCAACCUAUCCCCCAGACACACCCAUGGACUGACAGACAGACAGACGGAUUGAUCUUGAGUGCCUUGAAAUCUGACAGAGCCAAUUUGCUCGCUGCACAUUGAGAUAUGUGUAAAUAUGAACAUGUUUGGUUUCACAUUAUGCUUUGUAUGUCUAAUGCAAUUUUAUUUUUGUUACUAUUUCUUAUCAGUAUGAUAAUGAUAAUUUGUAUUAAAACCUGAUUUAAAUCACA
This is a messenger RNA of Oncorhynchus tshawytscha (Chinook salmon), 1974 nucleotides long. RefSeq names its product epithelial membrane protein 2. The transcript is spliced from 5 exons. Lineage: Eukaryota; Metazoa; Chordata; Actinopteri; Salmoniformes; Salmonidae. Gene Ontology annotation, cellular component: plasma membrane. The coding region runs from base 149 to 634 and encodes 161 amino acids. The record is from RefSeq and is a predicted model, not a curated record.